AUGCCGCUUCAUGCAAUGCCGCAAUCUAAUCCACAGCAUCUGGUUGGUCCUGGACAAAUUCCACAAGCGAACCAAAGUUUUGGGGCUCAGUCGACUCUAUACUUAGGGCAACCGAUUCCCGUGAGCUCUCAGGUUCCAGCCGGUUUCCAGCCAUUGCAUCCUGUCCCAGGCUUUACUACAGGGCCGAUGAAUGCUCCGGCUCAACCCUUUCAUACUGCUGGGAUAAUAGUUCAAUUGCCACCAUCUGCUCCACCAUCUCCUUGGACAACGGGGUUGUUUGACUGCAUGGAUGACAUUUUAAUUGUGGUUGUGGCCUGUUGCUUCCCCUGCGUAACAUUCGGCCAGAUAGCGGAGAUUGUUGACCGAGGGAGCACAUCAUGUGGAACGAGUGGGCUACUGUAUGGUGGGAUCCAGUUUCUCAUCGGUUGCCCGUGCUUGUUGUCCUGCACUUGCCAAACCAAGCUCCGGAACCGAUUCAACCUCAUCGAGUCCCCUGCUCCUGACUGGAUCACUCACUUCUUUUGCGAAUGCUGUGCUCUUUCUGAGGGAUACAGAGAGCCUAAGAACAGAGGACUUGACCCUUCCAUAGGCAAAACUAAUGUCGAAUAUAGCCAUUUGAGCUCCAAACGAGCACUUAAUAAGCCAAGCCACUACAAUACUGUCAUUAUGGUUUGA
Messenger RNA from Eucalyptus grandis, 675 nucleotides. Its product is annotated as cell number regulator 10-like. The transcript is spliced from 4 exons. Bases 1 to 675 code for a protein of 224 amino acids. NCBI's taxonomy places the organism in Eukaryota, Viridiplantae, Streptophyta, Magnoliopsida, Myrtales, Myrtaceae. The record is from RefSeq and is a predicted model, not a curated record.